ACAUUGCUACGAGAAGGCAUUCAAGAAAUGGCGACAACCAUGGAGAUAGACGAUGACGAGUGUGAUCUGCCGACCUCCAGCAGCGGAAAAGGCGAAAAGAAGCGUUUUGAAGUGAAAAAGUGGAACGCAGUGGCAUUAUGGGCCUGGGAUAUUGUUGUGGAUAAUUGCGCUAUUUGCCGUAAUCACAUUAUGGAUCUGUGUAUCGAAUGUCAAGCAAACCAGGCCUCUGCGACUAGUGAGGAGUGCACGGUAGCCUGGGGUGUAUGUAAUCACGCCUUUCAUUUUCACUGUAUUUCACGUUGGCUAAAAACACGACAGGUCUGUCCACUUGAUAAUCGCGAAUGGGAGUUUCAGAAAUAUGGUCAUUAAUCGGAUGUAUUCACUACAUACAAGUCAGAUUUUUCUUUGUUAUUCAGCCAUUGAUACUCGAGACAUUUAAAACUGAAAAAUUAUUUUUCCAUAUGGAAAAUAGAAUCUUUACAGAAAAAUGACAAAUGUAUAAAUGAAGAGGAAAGUGUAUGGCAAGAGUAUAAUCGAAUAUAUCAUUUUUUAUGUUAAUAGCAGACUAAAUUUCAGGCACUGGUUGUAAGGCUAAUUCAGAUCAUAAUAAUCGUUAAAUUAUAUUAAAUAUAUAAUUCAUAGAUUGUAAGUCUCUUAUCUAAUAAAUAAUGAUUAUGGCACGCUUCUGAUGAUUUAUCAA
Trachymyrmex cornetzi is the source of this 700-nucleotide messenger RNA. It is a transcript of the gene Roc1a, whose product is annotated as Regulator of cullins 1a. Gene Ontology annotation, molecular function: zinc ion binding. The record is from RefSeq and is a predicted model, not a curated record. The coding region runs from base 28 to 369 and encodes 113 amino acids. The transcript has 6 exons. Lineage: Eukaryota; Metazoa; Arthropoda; Insecta; Hymenoptera; Formicidae.